AUGUCGAACCAACCUGCUGAGAGCCCCACAGGGCCUGCGAACCUACCGAGUGACGAAUCAGGGAGCAGCAACGGCGGCAGCAGCAACACUUCUGUACAGACAGCGAAACCCGAAAUCACGCAGCCCCCUGCCACCACCUUCCCUCCACCCAAGACCGACAAGCCACGGCCGCACGUCUGUGCCACCUGCACCCGCUCGUUCGCACGACUGGAGCACCUCAAGCGCCACGAGCGAUCUCACACUAAGGAGAAGCCCUUUGAAUGCCCACAAUGCACACGAUGUUUUGCGCGGCGCGACUUGCUGCUACGUCAUCAGCAGAAGCUGCACCAGCAGGGUGCGACCUCCUCGAGACCUCGCAACGCACGACGAGAGAGCACAACUGGCCUGCCUCCCACAAACGGCACAAACCGCGUGCGCAAGAACUCAAUAUCAAGCAAUGCCAACAACAUCAUUCCUGGCACUGGAAGCAUGCGACCGCGCGCGAACACUAUCGGCGCCAUCGACGCCAACUUCCUCGCACUCCACAAUGCCUCAAUAUCGACAGGGAACGGAGUCCAUCCCGGCCACUCACGCCACGCAAGCAUCUCUGGAUUCGGCGGCCCUAGUCAGUUUGAUUACAGAGGCAUGUCCACGGCGAUUGGCAACCACGGCCAUGGACUGCCACGACUAGAGACACACAUGGGUUUUGGAGGCAUGGGUGGAGGUGGACUACGAACCGCGCCCGUACAAGGAGCACAAGGGCCUGAUGACGUUGAACUUGAGAAGUUCUUUGGCCACUCGUCUGGUUCCACUAUCAACCCGAACCAGCUGCACCAUUUCAAUGCCAAUCUGGCUCACCCACAAUCGCCCUUCAGGCAAUUUGCUAAUCCCUUUGCUGGCAACAACCCGAUUGAAGAGGACGACUUCGCGUGGAGUGCGGGUAUGGACAGCGCGAUGAUCUUCUCGAACGAAAACGCCAUCGAAGGGUCUUCUCCGUCAGCUAUUAGCACUGCUAGCCAAGGUGCUUUCAACGAAGUCAUGCUAGAUGGGUCAGGACAACCGACAUCUGGCGCUAUGUGGCACCAGCCAAUGCCAACACACUCUCAUGUCAAUCACAUGGCGUACACAGAAGCCAUGGCACCUGUGUUCCCAGAGUUGAUGAUCAACACCAUGCCAACACAGGAGCUCGCAGAUCCAGCUAUGCAGAACGACUUCUACAUGACCUCGCCGCCCCCACUUUCAGCAAUGAGUCCUUCAGCAGGAAUUCCUGGUAUGCCCAACCAGUACUUCCAGGCACCCAUGACCUUUCAAUCUGAUGCCGGCAGUAUAUCCUCGGCGUCUAUGAAUGGCAGUGCGCGACACAGCUCUGUAACCUCGAUCUCAACUGAAACUAUUACUGAGGCUACACGACAGGCUCUCAUCGUCAAUCUUCAACAGGCCCUUGCGGUGGGUAAUCCGCAGCGCCGGUUCUCACAGCCACAGAUCAGCUCGCCUCUCUCAGCGCAAGGGCAGUCUGCGACGCUACCCAGCACCGUGGACAUCCAGCGCUACGUGAACGCCUACAUACUGUACUUCCACCCUCACAUGCCGUUCUUGCAUAUUUCAACUUUGUCUUUCGAUACUCCAGCCUACACUUAUCAACUUCGCACCUCACAAAACUAUAGCCAUGAUGGUAUGGUAGGCGGCGGAGGAUGUCUCAUUCUUGCUAUGGCCGCUAUUGGCGCUCUGUACGAGUUUGAGCAAGUCGUGGCGAAGGACCUGUUUGAGGCUGCCAAGAAGCUGAUCCUGUACUACCUGGACGAGCGUCGACGUGCCGGGCUCACAGCUGCCGUUAAUGGGCCUAGUGCGGCGAAUGAGUCCAUCAACAAGCCUCCCCUAUGGCUAGUACAAGCUAUGCUGCUCAAUCUGAUUUUUGGUCACAAUUGCGGGGACCGUCAAGCUGCUGAGGUCGCAAGCACUCACUGCGCGGCCUUGGUCAGUCUUGCCAAAGCCGCAGGGUUGGACAAGCCCGCAGAGCCAGAGACAAUUACGCAAAGCCCACCAUCCCAAUCCAGUUACGACGACACAAAAAUGGCGGACGACGCAAACGGGCAAGCAGAUUCACCCGCAGACAUGCAUAACGAGUACACGCAGUGGAUCCAAUGGAAAAAGGCUGAAGAAAGGAAAAGAACAUACUAUGCCGUGUUCUCUAUGUCAAGUCUACUUGUCUCGGCAUACGCCCACGCCCCAAGAAUACUGAACUCUGAGAUUCGUCUCGAUCUCCCCUGCGAAGAAGACAUCUGGUCUGCCGAGAAUGCUCAGACCUGGAUGGCAAUGGGUGGCUCAAUGGUCGCGCAAUCCAGGAAUCUAUCCUUCAACGCCGCCAUGACUUACCUGCUCGAAGCAAGCACGCGUCACGGUGCUACCCAUGGACACAACUAUGGACAGUCGUUUGGAAGUAGCUCCUUGCCUGACUAUAUGGACAGCGACAUGCACAGCGAUAUCCAACCUAGCACUUUCGGUUGCUACAUCUUGAUCAACGCGUUGCACGUUUACAUAUGGGAGACUCGACAAAGACAUACCGGCCGCCUUUGGAAGACACAGGAGACUGAAGCUAUGCACGCUCAGGUCGAGCCUGCACUGAAAGCAUGGCAGGCCGCUUGGAAAGCCAACCCUAACCAUAGCAUUGAGAGGCCUAGUCCAUUCGGUCCAUUGUCCGCAGAUUGCAUACCUUUGCUGGAUCUGGCCUACGUCCGACUGUUCGUGAAUCUCUCCCGAGCGAAGGAACUGCUGUGGCAGAGAGAUUUCGAAGGCAUGGCUAACGAACUCGCCAAAGGCGUCGAUAUCGUCGCGCAAGCUGACGGAACGCCCGAACGUUCUGAUUCCGGAAAGGGUGCAUCGCCUGGUCAACUCGCUCAACAGUUGGACGGAGUUGUGUUCAACGGUUCUUCAGGCAUUCAACCCUCUUCCAAACGGGAGAGGCACUUGCGAAAAGCAGCCUUCUACGCCGCUGACUCUCUGUCAAUGGCCGACAAACUAGGCGCUACAUACGCUGAGUUUACCGCUAGGGAGCUACCCAACUCAUCUGCCCUCUGCACCUUUGACUGUGCACAAGUCCUUGCUGAGUGGGUAGCUACUGUUCAGGACCGCGUUGGUCGUUACCUCGGUGUCCUUGGAAGAGAUGAUAUCGAGUUUAGCACGGUUCCCGCCAUCAUGUGUCUUGAAGAGGAGGAUGUCAAGCUGCUCCAGAAGAUCUCGACCAUACUGCACAAUGCUGACAUGAAGAUGGCAUACGAUCUUUCUUGCAACAGUGUCAUCAACUCGGUUCCUGGUUUGUCGGGCAUGAGCCGCUGUGGCUUCGGCACAAAGCUUCUGAUGGUUACUUCAUACAUGCUGUCAAAAGCUGCCGUUUGGCCUGCAGUGACACAAGUCCAAGCACGAGCCCUCGAGGCACACGCUCACUGCAUCAAUCAGCGAGCGGAAAACUCCGUCCUAGGUCACACUUCGUGA
Molecule: messenger RNA, 3468 nt
Organism: Didymella exigua CBS 183.55
Lineage: Eukaryota; Fungi; Ascomycota; Dothideomycetes; Pleosporales; Didymellaceae
Exons: 3
Coding region: 1-3468 (1155 amino acids)
Biological process (GO): DNA-templated transcription; regulation of transcription by RNA polymerase II
Cellular component (GO): chromatin
Molecular function (GO): zinc ion binding; RNA polymerase II cis-regulatory region sequence-specific DNA binding; DNA-binding transcription factor activity, RNA polymerase II-specific
Source: RefSeq, a predicted model, not a curated record